This is a messenger RNA of Closterium sp. Naga37s-1, 5316 nucleotides long. NCBI's taxonomy places the organism in Eukaryota, Viridiplantae, Streptophyta, Zygnematophyceae, Desmidiales, Closteriaceae. The record is from the annotation of a GenBank genome assembly.
AUGGCGCCGCUACUAGCGACUCGCGAACGUUCAACCGCGACUGGGCAGGCGGCCUUGCGAGACAAUGCGGCCGGAGAUACGGGCUUCUGGAAUGGAGAUAUUUCUCCCCGCAGUGUUCCUGGCAGUGGUGAUAUCGCCAGCAACGAAAGCAGCGCCAAGGACGAUGCCCCUGGCAGCACCGCUUCUAGCAGCAGCGCUAACAACAGCGGUAACAGCAGCGGUCGUCGUGACGGUGGCACGAACGCGCCUUCCGCGAGCCAUAGAUGGAGGCGACUAGGCAAUGUGGUUUCCUUCUCCACGCGGCUGGCGAUGGCGUCGCGCAACGCGGCAGCGGCGAUGGACGAGCUGGGACAGGUGGACGACACGCUCACAGGCGUCGCCAACACCGUCGUCGCCGCCACCGCCGCCGCCGCCGCCGCAACUGGUGGUGGUGAUGCUGGCGCCGAUGUUGCUGCUGCUGCUGCUGCUGCUGCUGCUGCUGAUGCGGAUAUUGAUGGUGGUGGUGUUGCCUCAGCGGAACAGGAGGGCUUUCCUAGCGAGGACGCCACGGGGAGGAUGCCGGGUGGCGUCGCAGGGGGGGCGGGGGAGACAGGGCUGCACACCGUGGCUGAAUGGGGGGAUGAGGGGGAAGAUGGGGGGAAGAGCGGGGGAACGGUUGCGGGAGAAAUUUGGGAGAAGCUUGGUGAGGAAGGAGAGGGGAGAAAUGGGUGGAUGGUGAGUGGUGAUGGUGAGGGUGAGGAGGAUGGUUCAAUGGUGGAUGGAGUAAGGGCCAGCGAGGAGGUGGCAUGGGGGCGAGAGUAUGGGGAGCGCGUGCAGGGAAGGGGGAGAGGAUGGGGAGUAGUGCGAGCGAAAGUGAGAGAGAACUUAGGACAAGCCAUUCGUGGCAAUGGUGAUGGUGGUGGUGGUAAGGGUGCUGCUGCUGCUUUCAAUGGCGAUGGAAAGGGAGAGAGGAUAGGAGCGAGAGAAGCAGGGGAAAGAGCUAAGGCGGAGGGGGAGGAGCAAAAGGGGGAAGAGGGGGAAGAGGGGGAAGAGGCGGAAGAGGAGGCAGGGGAGUUUGACGAUGGGUACCCGCCCCCGACUCCCCCUCCUACCACUGCUGCGCCUCCCCCGCGGUCCCCUCCCCCUCCCGCUCCGCCUGCCAUGUCAGCAGCAGCGCUGUUCAAGCCGCGGGGGCGCAAGAGCGUGGAGAGCAUUCGAAUCACGCAUGACGCGCGCCUGUACUGCGUGCUAACUGACGUCUACGUCACCUGCCUCAAGAUGCCGCCGCUGGCGUUCUUCGUGGCAGUGUUUGCCGCGCCCAUCGCCCUCAGCCUGCUCUUCACGCCGCUCUUCCUGCUCGGCGUGGGCGGCCUGCAGUUCGAAGACGGCAUCCUGCCGCCCAUUCACCCCCUCACUCACUCCCACACUCACUCUCACUCUCACUCUCACCCGUACCCUCACUCGCUCGCUCAUUCUCACUUGGACGAACCAUUUGCGAGCCAGUUGGAGGCGAGUCCCGAUCGACAUCAGCAGCAGCAGCAGCAGCCGGAACUGCAGGAGCAGCCGUAUCAGCUAGACCUCGAAACGCACAGCCUUCCCUACCACCACCAGCAGCCGCAGCAGCAUUACCACGACCAGCAGCAGCAGCAGCAGCAGCAGCAGCAGCAGCAGCAGCAGCAGCAGCAGCAGCAGCAGCAGCAGGAGCAGCCACACUGCCACGAGCAUCACUGCCCAUCUACCACCUGCCAUCCCUCCUCCUCGUCCUCUUAUUCCUCCUCCCCCCGUCACACGCCCCUCCUCUACGCGCUGUCCCCUCGGCUGCACAGUGUGCUCGUGAAACUGCUCUCCCUCACUACCUCCACCUGUGUGCUCUGCCUCGCCACCGUGCAGCGCGCUCUCCUCAUCAUCCUCAACGUCUUCCUCUACUCUGUGUCGCUGUCCACCACGUUUGGAGGCUCGCCAGUGUCAGCGCACUCGCCCUACACGCUCGUGCUCGCCAACCUCAACACCCUCCUCGCGCAGUUCCUCUUCGUCUUCCUCUCCGGCGCUGUGUUUGCGCGCAUGUCAGUGCCGUCGCAGCCAGUGCGCUGCUCCUGCACCGCUCUCAUCUCCGAUCAGGCAUUCGCCCUGCCCUCCUCUGCUGCUGCUGCCUCUGCCAAGGCGUCUGAUUCUGCUGCUGCUGCUGCUGCUCCCCCAGACCGAGUCCGCGUAUUCUCAGCGCGCUUUGUGCUGACGGGCCCGGCGCCCUGCGACCUGGUGGAUGCACAGGUGUCGCUCACCUUCCGCUGCUUCCACAUGCUGCCCUCUUCUGUCUUGCCCCCUCAACCCCCCAGUCCUCAGCCCGUCUCUUCGCGUGUCCUAUCCCCUCCCGUGCCAUCCCCUCUCGGUCCCACCUCUUCCCCCUUCCUCUUCCUCUUCCUCCGAUCCCCCUUCCCGCACAUCACCCCUCUCCCCCCUCUCUGCAGCGUAUUCUCAGCGCGCUUUGUGCUGACGGGCCCGGCGCCCUGCGACCUGGUGGAUGCACAGGUGUCGCUCACCUUCCGCUGCUUCCACAUGCUGCCCUCGGGCUCUGUCUUCUGCUCCGUGCACGACCUGCCAGUCGUCAAGGGACAGGUGCCAUACCUGCAGUACGGCAUGAGUGUGCGGCACAUAGUGGACGAGAGCAGCCCCCUGUGGGGACACACGCCAGCCUCGCUGCAAGCAGGCGAUGCCAGCUUCGCCCUUGUCGUCUCGGGCACCGACAGGGCGUCCAUGCAGCCCGUCUUCCACAUCCAGGACUACUACGUGCAUGACGGGGAGGUGCAGUGGGGCAGCGAGUACGACGACUUUGUCAGUGUCUCGCACACGGGCGAGAGGGUGCUCGACCACUCGCGAGUCGACGCCAUUAAGACCUUCAAGGUGGGGCAUGCGCGUGUCGCCCUGAGUCUCUAUUUCCCCCGUUUCUCUCCCCUCAAACCUCAUGCCAUCGUCAUUCCGCCCUUCCCUUUCCGCCACUGUAUCGUAGGGUCCGCUGAACUUGUGUCGAGUCGCAUGCGCCCGGUGGUGUCGAUGCUGGAGCAGGCGCACCGGUCCUACCGCGCGCUGCACGCGCGCUACGAGAAGCAGCGCGCGGAGCACGAGCGCCUGCGCGGGUACGCGCGCGUGCAGGACGUGCGCGUGCUGGCGCUGGGGGAAGAGCUGGACGCGCUCGAGGCGCGCAUGAAGCGAGACGGCCCCCUGGCUGCUCUUGAGUGGCUGCGAUCGAGGGAGAGCAGGGAGGGCAGCAUGAGAACGAUUGUCGACAGCAAUAAACAGGAACCUCGUACGAUCACUACUAACGAGGAAUCGAAAACGGGCCAAAAAAGUGCGAGAGCCGCAGCCGCCGUUUUUGCUGGGCCUGAGGCACAGGCACAGACAUCACAACCAGCACUGGCACCAGCAGCAGAAAUGCCUUCAGGACUCGUGAGUAGCAAUACAACCGGAGCUGUGCCGGAGCCGCCUCACCGGGAGGGGAAGCCUCUCGGUGGAGAGGGCUUUGGGGCACCAGUGGGAGAGAACGCAGCGGAGUGGGAGCGGGUGUGGCUGGCGGCGGUGGAGGCGGUGAAGGCGGUGGCGGUGGUGAAGGCGGGGGAAGGGGGGACGGCGGAAGAUGUGGGGGAGGCGGGAAAGGCGCGGGAGCCUACGGCCAGGAAGAGACUUGACUUGCGCCUGGACUUCCAUGCAACGUGUCCAACUACAAAAACACAGUCACGGGAUUCGCUGAACGAGCCCACUGAAGCGAACAGUGCGCGCAGCACUAUUAGCAGCGGUCCAGCACCUCCAACUGCAGCGGUGUCCGAGCCAUGCGGGCUUGCAGCCCUCGCUACGAGCCUUCCCGCUGCCGGUACUGCCGCUGCUGCCCUGGUUCCCACUGGCGGGGAAGACGAGGCGGAAAGGGCCGUGCUGCCCGAGAGUGUGGAGGUGGGGGUGGGGACGCAAGGCGGGGAGGGGAGCUCUGCGCUGGAUGUGGGGAUGGGGAACGCAGGAGGGGGAGGAAGAUGGGGAGCAGUCAGGGAAAGUCCUCUGGGGAAGCGGGAGGGGAUAUCAGAGAAGGGUUUUGACAAAUCUAGCAAUGCGACCAAGGAGGAGAGAGGUGCAGGCCGUUCUGCUGGCGAUCAUCUGAGGCCUGCUGAGUGCGAGUCGAGUCCGACCGCCGUGACGGAGACCAUGGUGGCAGCGCCAACGGCAGAAUCACAAGCAGGAGCAAGAGGUACUGGUGGGUGCAUCCUGGAGGGUAACAGUGGUAGCAGUGGUAGUACGGUCGCGGCGACCCGUGCCAAAUGGGAGGCACUCAGUGCCAGGGCGGCAGAGGGCUCUAAGGAGGGCGGUUCAGAGAAAAGGAUAGAUGACGUGGCACGCAGCCGGCCGUCGAGACGCAGCGGGCGGCACAGCCGGCGGCCCAGCAUGGUUGAGAUAGAGGAGAUUAUCGAGCCCUCGCCUGCGUCUCCGGAGCUUUUCUCUCCUGCUUCUCCCGCUGCGGCCGCUGCUGCCACGGCCUCUGGGAAGGCGGGGUCGUGGCUGGGAGGUUCGGGCGGGGGAGCAGGACUACUGUUGAGCUCCCCUCUAUCCACUGCUGGUAGCAGCGCUAGCGUGGACAUGGGUGAGGGUUCUCCUCCUGGUACUAGCGCCUCUGGGCCGUCAGUGGCAUCAUCACCAGGGCUGUGGACCCAGCCCCUUGGCACUCCGCUUCAUCAACUCUCUCCAUCGCCGCUCUCUUCAGCCCCCGGCCGUGCUUUCGCAGCAGACCGAGGCGAUUCCGCUUUCCUCUCCGCUAAUCACUCGCCUGGAGUGGCAGCAGCAGCAGGAUGGGGGAGUAUGCAGUUGGACAUUUCCCCCCAGCAGCAGCCUGGGCAGCACGAGGAGUUAGUGCAGUCUGAGCUUUAUGAGCCUCCUCCCAGCGGUGCUGGGAUGGACAGGAGGAGGGCGACGUCAGGCGACUCUGUGAUGAUGGAGGCAAGGCCUGCGAAAGGGGGCUGGGAGGGGGGCAGUGGCAGCCAGUCGCCCCGGAGGGCGACGACGGCAGAGGAGGCAGGUCUGUGGGGGCAGAAGGCGAUGGGGGAGUGGAGUGGCAGCACUGGCGCAGAUGAGGGGUGGGUGAGCAGCACUGGAGGCUAUGGGUUUGCUGGUAAUAGUGCCAGUGGCGGUGAGAUGGCCGAGAGGAAUUCACAGCAGGGAUUUUUCGGGCGGAUGGUUGGUGCAUUGAGGGAGGAGGCUGCGAGGAAUGUGGACAGGAUAAGCGAAAAAGGGAUAUUGGCGAUUCCGGGUGCUACAGGAGGGUUUUACUACGGGCUGGUUCGACGGUCUCUUGGAGGUUCGUAA